AACCCUCUUAUUGUCUGCCCAUUUGAUUAGAAUGGCGGCCAGUUUGUGCUGUUAUCCUGGGAGGAGGAGGGUAUUUUGUACAAAAAUUUUAGGGUGGUUAUUAUUAUCCAUUUGCAUUGAUCAAGAAUAUUUAGCUGUCGGCUCAACCUGCAAACCCUCCUUAUCUUGAUUUCGCAAAAGUUCAACAAAAAACAGCGCCAGAUAUUAUUAGCAUAAACACCUUUCUUGAUCAUGACCGCCACCACUCCUCCUCCUGCAGUGCUGACUAUUGCAGGCAGCGAUAGCGGCGGUGGCGCCGGAAUCCAAGCCGAUCUCAAGACAUUCAUGGCCCACGGCACUUACGGUCUCUCGGUCAUCACCGCAAUCACAGCGCAAAACACACAAGAGGUACGCUCAGUCAUGCCCAUUCCCUCUCUGGUAGUUCAACAGCAGCUAGAAGCCGUUCUCGAUGACAUCCCCGUGCAGGCUGCCAAAACCGGCAUGCUCGCCGAUGCCUCUGUGAUCCGCACAGUCGCCAAUAUAUGGAGGCAGCACCGCGAUAUUCCUUUGGUCAUUGACCCUGUCAUGGUGGCUACCAGUGGCCACGAGCUCUUGGAUACACAGGCCCUGGACACGCUGCGCGAAGAAUUGCUUCCACUGGCGACAGUGCUGACUCCCAAUUUGUGCGAGGCAGAGGCUAUUCUUGAUCGUCCCGUGGGAUCCAUAGCCUCAGUCAAACAGAUGGAGGUGGCAGCGCGCGAGCUCUCUGCUCGGUUUGGUAUUCCAGUUACCAUUGUUAAGGGUGGACACCUGGAAGAUGGCGGCAAAGCCGUUAUUGACGUGGUCUAUUUGGCUGACGAGGAUACCUGUGUGCGGGUUACUGGACCGCGUAUCAAUUCUGAGAGCACACACGGGACAGGGUGCACAUUGAGCGCGGCCAUUGCGGCCAACUUAGCGACAGGCAUGGGCCAUUUAGCAGCCGCGCAGCAUGGCAUCCACUACGUCAACAUGGCCAUUCAGACCGCAUAUCGCGUGGGCAGUGGCGCGCAUGGUCCGGUCAACCAUGCACACACUUUGCACAGGUCCCUGUUCUCUUCUCCAACGCUGCACGCACCGCACCCGUUCACCAAGUACCUCAAGGAGCGUUCAGGCGCGCUUUGGACACGGUACGUUAACCACGACUUUGUGCGCCAAGCCGGGACAGGGUCACUCCGCCGUGACUGUUUCAUUCACUACCUCAAGCAAGAUUACAUAUACUUGAAACACUACGCGCGCGCUGCGGCUCUCGCCGCAUUCAAGUCUGACUCUCUUGUCGAUAUUGGUGCCUCCGCCGACAUUAUUUUUGGAUGUGUGCGCGAGAGCACCCUGCACCUCCAACUGUGCGCCCAAUGGGGAAUCACACGCGAGCAAAUGGAAAACGAGCUCGAGAGCAGCACUAGCGUAGCUUACACACGCUACAUCAUCGACCGCGGGCUAUGUGGCGACUUGCUCGAGUUGCUGGUUGCCAUGUAUCCGUGUUUGUUGGGAUACGGCGAGGCUGCUGCGAGGCAGGCUGCUGACCUAGACUCGGUGUCGGAGAACAAUCCGUACUGGCCAUGGAUAUGCGCAUACGCAGACGAUGAGUUCCAAAGCGUUGUAGAUAAGGGACGCUGUGUCAUUGAGGAGCUGGUGCAGAGGGAGAUGCCCUCGGCUGCGCGAUUGGAGCGCUUGGUCAAGACAUUCAACGACACAGCGGCGCUGGAAAUACAGUUUUGGAACUCAGCGCUAGAGUACAGAGGGUAAUAAAAAUGAGCAUGGUACGCAUAUUUGGGCUCGUUUGAAAGCCAGUGUUGCGCAGCAUUUAAAAACGCAUAUUGUUUUAAAAUGGCAUGGUAAGACCUGAAUCAAUAUUUAAAAUACAUUAAUAAACGUAAUUUAACCUUGGCC
This is a messenger RNA of Kickxella alabastrina, 1905 nucleotides long. RefSeq names its product Phosphomethylpyrimidine kinase-domain-containing protein. NCBI's taxonomy places the organism in Eukaryota, Fungi, Kickxellomycota, Kickxellomycetes, Kickxellales, Kickxellaceae. Gene Ontology annotation, biological process: thiamine biosynthetic process. The record is from RefSeq and is a predicted model, not a curated record. Gene Ontology annotation, molecular function: phosphomethylpyrimidine kinase activity; hydroxymethylpyrimidine kinase activity. Bases 232 to 1761 code for a protein of 509 amino acids. Gene Ontology annotation, cellular component: cytosol. The transcript has a single exon.